Molecule: messenger RNA, 576 nt
Organism: Fopius arisanus
Lineage: Eukaryota; Metazoa; Arthropoda; Insecta; Hymenoptera; Braconidae
Product: coiled-coil domain-containing protein 103
Exons: 3
Coding region: 90-350 (86 amino acids)
Biological process (GO): epithelial cilium movement involved in extracellular fluid movement; inner dynein arm assembly; determination of left/right symmetry
Cellular component (GO): outer dynein arm
Source: RefSeq, a predicted model, not a curated record
UGAAGAAUUAUUGAUUCCUCUUCUCUAUUUUCGUUGCCGUAGCAACAAACAAGUGCACACCCGUUGAGAAGAAUUUCAAUUAGUCACAAAUGAGUUUCUUGAAGCGAAAAAUUAAUUUCAAAGACCUGGAGGAAGAGCUCCAGAGUGCAGUAAAGGCCGAUGAUCUCUAUAAAUUGCAGAAUGAUGCCAAAUUGAGAGCUGUUGAGCAGAAUGUACCGAAUUACGAGCAAUUCAGACAAAUGGUGAAAGCUGCGCAUUUGAAGCCGAUGGAUAGAAAGAAGAAUGUUAAAGAUUCGUCGUGGCAGCUGAAGGAUUUCGAGGGCAGAACUGACGAGAAAUACGAGAAAUAGCGAAAUACGCGGAAUAAAUCAGAGAACAUCGGGUUUUCGUUGAACUUCCCCUCUGGAUGAUUAUCAAUCACGUGGAUUAAUUGAUGAUUUUAACACAUACCGGCAAUUGAAUUUCACUUGCACAAAACUCCACGAAAGUCGAACUUGAGGGCGCAAGCUAUCGGCUGGCCAUUCCUAGAGUGACGUCACAUUUCAUACCGUCAACACAUGUAUAUAACACUCGUCU